AUGGUCGGAUCUCCAGCUGUGCCUGAGAUCUUCGAAGACGAAAUCCACUCCGUGGUCGAUGCGCGCACAGAAUCACUGGCAGCACUACGCGAACUCGGCCCUCCCGACCUAGUCCACCUCAUAAAACAGCCCAUCAAGUCGACCGCAAAGCAGGUAGGAGUAUAUCACCAUGUCACUGGAGUCGACGCAUCGUCCUCGGCGAGCCUGGCAGCCUACAUCAACACCCUGACACACACGCCGCAUGACAAGACGACCAAGAUAGUGUCGGGGCUAUAUUGCUGCUACAAUGCCUUCUCACGCCUCGACAUGCGUGUACAAGUCCAGAUACCCGGCACAGUGGAGAGCUACUGCAUAGACGAGCGAGGGGACAAGCGCGUGGCGUCAGACGCGCUAUGGCUGGAGACAUACCUGUGCAGCGUGCUUCGCGCGUACUCCUACGCAGACGACGGGUCCGGCGACAUAAUAAAGAAAAUCGUAGGCGUCAGGAGGUUCAACCCGGUCACGAGCACGGAGGCGGAGCAUAAAUUUCUAGACGCCGCCGAACGCCUUUUCUUCAAUGGUUGGCAGUUGGGUUCUGAUCCGGAGAUACAAGUUCCAAACCUCGUCUCAAAUCACCUCACAACCGGCCUGCUCCAGUAUAUCCGCACUACCGGUCGAUACGCAUCAGGCAUCAACCUCUUCGAGAAGCUGCGGACGCGGGAUCCUGAGAUAUCCUCCCUGCUAGCGCGAGUCUACCUGUCCGCAGACGAGGAAGUAAAAGCCGUGCAACUACUCCACGAGGCGAUCGACGAGCUACCCAUGGACUACUCCCUCCUCGACUGCCAAGCGGACUUCUGCAACCACAAAGGGCGCGGCGAUCUCGCGCUCGAAAUUGCAAAACGCAGCGUAGUCUCCGCGCCCAGCGAGUUCGGGACCUGGGCACGCCUAGCGGAGAUUUACGUCGGUCUCGAACAGUGGGACCUAGCCCUCCUAACCCUAAACUCCUGCCCUAUGUUCACCUACCAAGACAAAGAUGCGCCCCGAACCCCCGAGCCCCUCCGUAUCUCCCUCCCCAUAAUGUCCGAGUCACAAUGCGACGAAAUCGACGACACGAGCGCCGCGGGCGAGACCGAGCUCGUGCACCCGACGCUGCGCAAACUGCACGCCGCGGGCUUCAAGGGUACGUUCCUGAAGGCGUACAUGCUGCUCACCGAGAUCACGAAGAAGAUCGGCUGGGACCAGCUCCUGCGCAUCCGCAGCCAGGUGUUUGUCAUGGAGGAAGAGUACCGGCAUGAGAAGCAAGCCGUGUCGCAUCAGCCGCAACAGCAACCACACAGCCGCAACGCGAGCACCACCGCGCUGGCGCCCUCGCCCCGAGCAAACGGGCAUGGCGAGCCGGGCGAGGCGCCCACCGCCGACGGGGACGAGAGCAAGUCACCUACCGCGCAGGCCCUCGAAGCCGGCCAAUCGCUCUCCAAACCCGGCCACACCGUCGCGUCGGAGGAAGUGAAAGCCGGGUCCUCCUCUCCCCCAGAAGAGCCUGCACAGCACCCCUCGGGUCCCGACUCCUCUCCAACAGACACCGCGAACUCGACAUACACCCAGUUCCAGAACAAACGCCUCUGCGAGCGCUGGCUCGACAACCUCUUCAUGGUCCUCUACGAAGACCUGCGCGUCUACACCAUCUGGCGGACGGAACUAGCACAGUAUCGGCAGCAGCAGCUCCUCUACCGCAAGAGCGCCGAGGAGUGGGAGAUUCUGGGGGAGCUGGCGGAGCGGCUGCAUCACCAAGAGGAGGCGGUGGAGGCGUACCAGGCGUGUCUGAGCAUCAGAUUUAGUCCCAAGGCGAUGAAGGGCGUGCUGGGGAUGCUGGAACGUAGGGGGGAGGUGAGGGAGAUCCUGGGGGCGUUGAUUCGGUUGGUUACGUGGCAGUAUCGGUGGUAUUCUGAGUUCUCUCCCGCGCUACUGUACACGAUCCGCAAACUCAUCGAGGAGGAAGGCGCGGUUAAGGUCAGGAGCAUCAUCCAGGGCACCAGCUUGCCGCAGCAUGUGCUCGAUUUGACGCAUCAGUACGCGGCGCUCUGUGCUGCGUUCAGGAGUAGUGGGAGCGACGGAUGA
Molecule: messenger RNA, 2097 nt
Organism: Coniosporium apollinis CBS 100218
Lineage: Eukaryota; Fungi; Ascomycota; Dothideomycetes
Exons: 5
Coding region: 1-2097 (698 amino acids)
Biological process (GO): Golgi to plasma membrane transport
Cellular component (GO): exomer complex
Molecular function (GO): protein binding
Source: RefSeq, a predicted model, not a curated record